Messenger RNA from Lucilia cuprina (Australian sheep blowfly), 536 nucleotides. RefSeq lists its product as uncharacterized. The record is from RefSeq and is a predicted model, not a curated record. The transcript is spliced from 2 exons. Bases 114 to 491 code for a protein of 125 amino acids. NCBI's taxonomy places the organism in Eukaryota, Metazoa, Arthropoda, Insecta, Diptera, Calliphoridae.
UUGUAAAUGAAAUUAUUGAGAGCUACUCAGUAUUUUUGGUUAAAACUUUUGAGGCAGACGUUUUAAGUUUGUGUAAUUUGCGAAAUAAAUCCCCAAAAAUUAAUAUUACCAUCAUGGCUGCAAUACGAAUUCUAAAAAAAAAAUUUGAAGAUACCAUUCUACAAGCAGAUAAUGUUGUUAUCGAAUACAUUCAGGCGUAUAAAGAUAAAAAACCUGAGACUUUAAAAAAUCUUAAGUGGGCCGAAGUAGUGAAAUGUAUUAGGUCUGUAGAACUAUUGGCAAAUAAAAUAGUUCGAAAAUCAAUUCAAAUACGCAGACAAUUAGAAGCAAUGAAUAAACAUGGAAUGGAUGCACGAAAAGAAGCGGAAAAAUAUUAUCAAUAUAAAAGUUUAUCGCAAGCUGCUAGACGCGAUCAUGAUAUAUUUUUGGAACGUACAAAUGCGUUGCUUCCAGUAAAUGUUUCGAGUUUUACUUUUUCUAGCUCAUCUUAAACGCGACGGUUUAUUCUGAUAUAAUAAAAUUGAUUUAAAAAUGUA